AUGAGCUUGCAUCACAACAGCACUUUAGACACUUUGCGCGAGGAAUCACCAGGUUUAGCGAAUGUAAACAAGACUACAGAUCCAGCGGUACGAGCAAGGAACAAGAACACUACAUUUCCAAAAGGUAGCAGCAGUAUUGGCAGCAGCAACAGCAAAACGAUUGGGCUUGGGAUUGCUCGUCGACCGAGCGAUAAUUUACUGUUGAACAUGGCUCAGGAAGAACAAUUAGGCAGCGCAAUAACGGCGCCACCGUCGCGGAAAAAACUGAUCUCGCGGUUUGAUAGACCUGCUUCGGGCGCAUCUACAAUGACGGAAAGCACGGAGCUUUUUUCAUCGGAUCCUAACUCGACGGCGUCGUCUUCCAAUGGGAACUCCCCUUGCUCUUCACCAGGUACGCAUUUGGAUGGGCAAGAAACCAAACAUGUUGGGGAUGAAACAAGUCUGGACGAAGCCGGAGACGAAUCGACCCUCGAGCUUACCACACCUGUAGACUCAGAACAAACUAGCAGUGCUCAAUCUCAACAUAGUCUGGGAACUAGGUACGUUUUCACGAACGCCGCGAUGGCUCGCUCACAGGUCGCUCUCCCCACCACAACAAGUAGCUGUUCUUCGCCUUUAAAGCAUCCAAUCACACGCACGGGUUCUAUGCCUAACAAUAUGUUUUCCAAGUCCACGCCUGCGUUACCGCAGGGCGCUGCCUUGACUCCGUCGCAGCGCUAUAGAUUGCGAAAAGAGCAAGGCAAAGUGGCAUUGCACAAGUCCCUUAAGCAACGCGAGAAAUAUUACGAUGACCAAGAAAGCGGAGUGACGGGCUUCGGGCAAGAGUCGGACAUCGACGACUCUUUCAUUUGGAACAUACCAGUCGCAUCUCAUAGCACGAACUCCUUCUUAGCAUCUAUGAAGUCGACUCCAAACAAGUCCAAUUCGCGCACUAGAAAAUCUGUUUCGCGGUCGUCCUCUCAACAGUCAGUUAACCCAUCCUCAGAGCUCUCGUUCUUGGAUUAUCACGAGAUGCCUCCGUCACCCGUGCCGGGCUUGCAUAAUACAACCGAUUUUCAAUUCUACAAGCAGACGUCCGAAAACCUAUCGUCGGUGUAUAAAAAUUCCUCGAAUAGGAUUUCCCAGAGCAAACUAUGGGAACGCACAGCAUCCGCGGAAGUACUGCCUCUACAAUUCAAAACUGCUAGCGAUGAAGGAAUGGAAGAUUUACAGCUUGUUUCCGAGGACAAGAUAGAUGUUUGCAGUCCGUCUCGGCCAACCUGGUUGCCGCCUAAGGAUCAACAAGAAAGAAGAUCUCACGAGCAGCAAAUCAGCAAAACGCUAGGCAUGGCUUCUUUGGAGCAACUGGAUCGGAGCAAAGACAAUAAGGAACGGUUGAUUCGCAAUGGAACCAAUCGGCAGAAGUACGUUCUGCUUUUGAACCGAGGUGUAACGAGACAAUCGUCACUCCACGAACUCAAGAAACUUAUAUGGUCUACAAAAUUAACGUCGGAAACGCGAAGACAAAUUUAUGAUCAGCUGCUUCAAAGUGAGACGCGACUGAUUUCAGACCAGUUUAUCGUACCUUUGGAAGACGUUGCCAAAGUUUUGAACCAGAUGCAGUUCCCACGCGGCAAAGAAUUGGAAAUCACUAACCUGAUGAAAUCAAUGCCGCUGCUAGAGGAGGACGACAUACCGCAAAAUUUGUUACAUCUGCUGCGCUUAAAGUCAAUAUCCCAGCAAGGUCUGUUGCCCGGUGACGAAUUGCUAUUUUUUCACUUUUUACGCGACCACUCAUUUACUGACCUGAGUCAAGUGUGGGAGAUGGUGCACUUGAUCCAGCUCACGUGCUUCAACUCCACUGCCGUGGACAAAUUUGAUUCGCGCGUUGUCAAUCCACGCGGUGUGAUUGCACACUACCUCAACAGGGAUGAAGGCUUCAACAAAGAGUUCAACUCCGAAACUCUAAAUUUUGGAACAUGGUGGAACAUUUUGCGUCGCUUAGAUCACUCGCUAUUCAUGUGGUGUCUGGACAUCGUUGUUGUCCAUAACAGUCAGUGUUUCACCAAUUCUCCAGUUUCGCGCGAAAAAUUUCAGGGUCAAACGUGGGAUUAUUACCAGGACAGGAAAGUGGUGAUCAACUACAAGAUUCUCUGCUCGCUCAUGCUCAACGUACUGCUCAAUUACCAUUUUGGGUUUAACGAUUUGAAAUCGCUAGCCCAAUUGAAUGACAAAAGUUUCCGCAUACCGGGUGCCACGGACGGCACUCAAGGGGAAUUAGAGACGAACAGUCUUUUCGUUCAGAAGUGGCAGCAUUACUAUAAGAAAUUUUAG
This is a messenger RNA of Lachancea mirantina, 2313 nucleotides long. NCBI's taxonomy places the organism in Eukaryota, Fungi, Ascomycota, Saccharomycetes, Saccharomycetales, Saccharomycetaceae. The record is from the annotation of a GenBank genome assembly.